AUGUCCUCCACAGUCGAUGUCUUUAUCAGCGAUGAAAACAAGCCGGCAAACAUUCCGAGCUACGCGACAAUCAUCACGCAGUGUUUCGACCUGGGUCCCCAGCAGGCUACCGCCACCAACAUUAGCGGUGUCCGAAUUACUCUCGACAAGAGGUCUGAUAACGAGGUCAGCAACAUCUGGGUCAAGUUUGGGAGCAACAUAACCAUGGGUGAGGCCAAAACGCAGCGCUUUGUCGCGCAAUACCUUGAAGACAACAACAACCCUGCUGUGCGGGCCCCUCGUGUUUACCUCGCCUUUACGUGGGGCAGCUUCGGUUUCAUCGUCGCUGAGUACAUUGACGGGCAGAUGUGCGGCGACGCCGAUAUUGCCCUCGUCGCCGCCGCUGUACAAUCUCUUAUCGACAUACCGAGCCCCAGCUCAACGCCUGGACCCGUCGGUGGAGGCGUGAUCGAACACCCCUUUUUCAUCCACCGGACGUCUUCCAUCGGGUACGAAUCCGUCAAGGAGCUACAGGAUCAUAUGAACGGGAUUCUCUGCGUCACGGGAGGAAGCGGCGUGUUAACUUCGAGCCCGAGCUCGCCAGUCACGGCCUGCUCCUCUGUGUAUCUGACCUGA
This is a messenger RNA of Cyclocybe aegerita, 615 nucleotides long. The record is from the annotation of a GenBank genome assembly. Lineage: Eukaryota; Fungi; Basidiomycota; Agaricomycetes; Agaricales; Hemipholiotaceae.